Molecule: messenger RNA, 834 nt
Organism: Eucalyptus grandis
Lineage: Eukaryota; Viridiplantae; Streptophyta; Magnoliopsida; Myrtales; Myrtaceae
Product: proline-rich protein 36-like
Exons: 2
Coding region: 1-834 (277 amino acids)
Source: RefSeq, a predicted model, not a curated record
AUGGUCGUCCACUCCCGCCGCACGCCAUCGUCGCCGUCGCGGUCGCCGCCGCCCUGCGCCACCCGCGCGUCUCUGCCCGCUCACCGUCGCAGCCCCGCGAACUGCUCUGCCCAGCCGCCUCCGUUUGCUACCCGGAUCUCGAAUCUGGUCGGACGCCGAGCAAAACCAGCGGCUCCGCCUAUCGCCGUUCGCCCGUCGCCGCCGUCGCGCAUCUACCUCGCGCUCGCCCGCGCCGGCCGCGCGCCGCUCCGCCCGCUCGCCCGGCUCGUCGUCCCGAGCCUCCGCCAGCUUCGCGCAAGAGCCGCCGGAGCUCAUUCGUCGCCGCCGCCCACCGCCAUAGCUCCUCCGCCCUUUCCGACCCGAACCGGCGCCGAUCCGCCUCUCUCAACCUUGAACCGCCGCGGACAGCAGCUGCAGAAAAUGGAGAAGAAGGAGCUGCAGCCAUGGUCGUCCACUCCCGCCGCGCACGCCAUCGUCGCCGCCGCGCCGGUCGCCGCCUCGCCGCCGCCGCCCGCGCGCUCCGCCCGCUCACCGUCGCAGCCCGCGAGCUGCUCCGCCCAGCCGCCUCCGUUUGCUACCCGGAUCUCGAAUCUGGCCGCCGGCAAACCAGCAGCUCCGCCUAUCGCCGUUCGCCCGUCGCCGCCGUCGCGCAUCUACCUCGCGCUCGCCCGCGCACCACCGCCGCCCGCCCGCUUCGCCCAGCUCGUCGUCCCGAGCUGCUGUUCAGCCUCGCGCAAGAGCCGCCGGAGCUCAUUCGUCGCCGCCACCACCGCCAUAGCUCCUCCGCCCUUUCCGACCCGAACCGGCGCCGGAUCUGGCCUCUCUCAACCUUGA